Messenger RNA from Paramormyrops kingsleyae, 7968 nucleotides. It is a transcript of the gene kif13a, whose product is annotated as kinesin family member 13A. Gene Ontology annotation, biological process: microtubule-based movement. The record is from RefSeq and is a predicted model, not a curated record. Gene Ontology annotation, molecular function: ATP binding; microtubule binding; microtubule motor activity. NCBI's taxonomy places the organism in Eukaryota, Metazoa, Chordata, Actinopteri, Osteoglossiformes, Mormyridae.
UUGUGCGACGGGGCAUGGGAAGACAAUGUUAAGCGCGUGUCUCCCGCAAUCUGUGUCCGCCGUUUGCACGCUUCCAUGCCGUGGUCGAUGGUAACGGAGCCGGGGGGGGGUGAGGUCGCCUUGCAGUUCGUGCUGGCGGGAUGGUGAGGACGCGGCGCCCCGGGCCAGGCCGGCACGGCCCUUCCCCUCGGACUGAACACGCGUGUCGCCGUCCCCGCCUUGACGGUCAUUCCUCCGCCCGAUCCCCAUUUCAGCACCGCUGUCUAUGCAGGACGCACCUCGUCACCAUCCCCGUCCAGAUUUCUGUUCUCCCUGCCUCUUUCUCUUUUCUUUGCGCAUGGGGGACGUCUGCGUUCUCAUCUUUCGCACAGCGUCCCCCUCUCUCUCCCCAAAGCGUCCUCCGCCCGUGCGUUACUGCCUUUCCCCCCGCGGAAGAUGGCGGUCGGGAUGCAGACGAGGAGACUGAGGAGCAGCCGCAUAGCCCGACGGGCGCGUUAGGAGAGCCAGGAUCGCGCUCACCGACAUGGCUUUUUGGGGCUACUUUUCACCACAGUCGCCGAUUAACUCGCCGCGAUCCGGCUCGCCUUUUUAGGGGGGAUCUGGUGCACUUCGUCGAGACCCGCCGCCGCCGUCGGAUCCUACCGGAGGGCUGGAGGGGGGAGGACAAAAAGUGGAUAAAAAAUGUCAGACACGAAGGUAAAAGUUGCAGUUCGUGUCCGGCCGAUGAAUCGGAGAGAGAUUGAGCUCAACACAAAAUGUGUCCUGGAGAUGGAAGACAACCAGACCAUCCUGCACCCGCCGCCCUCCAACGCCAAGGGAGAAAACAGGAAACAGACCAAGGUGUUUGCCUUUGAUUACUGCUUCUGGUCCAUGGAUGAGUCCAACGUCCCCAAAUAUGCAGGUCAGGAGGUCGUGUACCAGUGUCUUGGGGAAGGAAUUCUUGAAAAUGCCUUUCAAGGAUACAACGCCUGCAUCUUCGCCUACGGACAAACAGGCUCUGGGAAGUCCUUUUCCAUGAUGGGCAGUGUGGACCAGCCGGGCCUGAUUCCCCGGCUCUGCUGCAGGCUCUUUGAGAGGGUCUCACAGAACUGCAGCGAGACUCUCUCCUUCAAAGUGGAGGUGUCCUACAUGGAGAUCUACAACGAGAAGGUCCGGGAUCUGCUGGACCCCAAAGGGGGCCGCCAGUCCCUGAAAGUCCGAGAGCACAAGGUCCUGGGCCCCUACGUGGACGGGCUCUCGCAGCUGGCUGUCACCAGCUUUGAGGACAUCGAGUCGCUGAUGUCAGAGGGGAACAAAUCCCGCACGGUCGCCGCUACCAACAUGAACGAGGAAAGCAGCCGGUCGCACGCCGUCUUCAGCAUCAUUGUCACACAGACGCUCUACGACCUGCAGUCUGGGAACUCGGGCGAGAAGGUGAGCAAAGUGAGCCUGGUGGACCUGGCGGGAAGUGAGCGCGUGUCCAAGACGGGGGCGGCGGGCGAGAGACUAAAGGAGGGCAGCAACAUCAACAAGUCCCUGACAACCCUGGGCUGCGUCAUCUCUGCCUUGGCAGACCAGUCGGCGGGGAAGGGGAAGCCUAAGUUUGUACCCUACAGGGACUCUGUCCUCACCUGGCUGCUCAAGGACAACCUCGGGGGUAACAGCAAGACGGCGAUGAUCGCCACAGUCAGCCCGGCGGCCGACAACUACGAGGAGACGCUGUCCACCCUGCGCUACGCCGACCGCGCCAAGAGGAUCGUCAACCACGCCGUGGUCAACGAGGACCCCAACGCCCGCAUCAUCCGCGAGCUCCGCGAGGAGGUGGAAAAGCUGAAGGAGCAGCUGUCCCAGGCUGAGUCCCUGAAAGCCCCAGAGCUGCAGGAGAAGCUGCAGGAGUCUGAGAAGCUGAUCCAGGAGAUGACCAUCACCUGGGAGGAGAAGCUGAGGAAGACUGAGGAGAUCGCGCAGGAACGGCAGAAGCAGCUGGAGAGCAUGGGGAUCUCCUUGGAGUUGUCAGGGAUAAAGGUUGGGGAGGACAAGUGCUUCCUCGUCAACUUGAACGCUGACCCCGCCCUCAACGAACUCCUGGUCUACUACCUGAAGGAGCACACGUUGGUGGGGGCCGACACCUCCCAGGACAUCCAGCUGUUCGGCAUCGGGAUCCUGCCGGACCACUGCAUGCUGGACAUGAGCCCGGACGGGGACGUGACCCUCACCCCCAUGGAGAACGCCAGGACCUGUGUGAACGGCACUGUGAUCUACUCCACGACUCACCUGUGGCACGGGGACCGAAUCCUGUGGGGAAACAACCACUUCUUCAGGGUCAGUCUACCCAAGAGGAAGAGGCGGGACCGCUUGAAGGAGGCGGACAGGGGCUCUCCGCGAGACAGUCUGGUGGAGCAGGACGUGGAGACGGCCAGCGAGGCCUCGUCCGAACAGGACUACAGCUACGAGUUUGCCCAGACGGAGGUCAUGAUGAAGGCCCUGGGGAACAAUGACCCUAUGCAGAACGUGGUCCAGAUACUGGAGAAGCAGUACCUGGAGGAGAAGCGCACGGCCCUGGAGGAACAGCGCAUGAUGUACGAGCGCGAGCUGGAGUCGCUACGGCAACAGCUGUCUCCCGAGCGGCCGCCCCCCCACCUGCGCUGCGGCGCUGACCGCCUGGCCUUCCCCACCCACGUGGCCCACGGCAAGAUCCGACUGUGGUCUGAGGAACGGGACGAGCUGUUCCGGCAGAGCCUGUCCCGGCUGCGGGAGCAGGUGGUGAGGGCCAACUCGCUGGUGCGGGAGGCCAACUUCCUGGCGGAGGAGAUGAGCAAGCUGACGGACUACCAGGUCACCCUGCAGAUCCCCGCUGCCAACCUCAGCGCCAACCGCAAACGGGGGGCCAUCGUGAGCGAGCCUGCCAUCCAGGUGCGCCGGCGGGGCAGAGGGACACAAGUCUGGACCAUCGAGAAGCUGGAGAACAAGCUAGUGGACAUGCGGGACCACUACCAGGAAUGGAAGGAAGGGGUAGAAGACGUGUACAGCAAGCUGAACAACAAACGUGGGGACCCUUUCUACGAGGCACAGGAGAACCACAACCUCAUCGGCGUCGCCAACGUCUUCCUCGAGUGCCUUUUUCACGACAUCAAGCUGCAGUAUGCUGUUCCCAUCAUCAGCCAGCAGGGGGAGGUUGCGGGCCGUCUGCACGUGGAACUGAUGCGGGUCAGCGGCACCGUUCCGGAGCGUCUGUCUGGGGGGGACGACUCGUCGGAGAACUCCAGUGAGAGCGGCAGCUACGAGGUCAUGGACAGCAACGGGGAGGUGGUGCACAUGGCCAGGAAGCUGACCUGCAGGGUGCGGAUUAAAGAAGCUACUGGGCUCCCUCUUGACCUGUCCAACUUCGUCUUCUGUCAGUACACCUUCUGGGAGCAGGCGGAGCCCACUGUGGCCCCGCCCAUGGUCAGCCCAGACAUGCCCACUCCCCGCACGCCAGACUCCCAGUUCACCGUUCGCUUCGACCACUGCACGGAUUACAUCGUUCACGUGACGGAGGAGUUCCUGGAGUUCAUCUCGGAGGGCGCCCUGGCCAUCGAGGUGUGGGGCCACCGCUGUGCCGGAAACGGCCGUUCCCAGUUCGAGGUGGAUGCUCUGCAGGCCAAGAGCAGGACCCUCAGAGACCGGUGGAGUGAGGUUUCCCGCCGCAUAGAGCUCUGGGCGUCCAUCCAGGAGCUGAACGAGCAGGGCGAGUACGCUGCCGUGGAGCUGUACCCCUCCAAGGACCUCAGCACUGGGGGCGUCUUCCAGCUCAGACAGGGUCACUCUCGGAGGCUUCAGGUCAGCGUGAAGCCGGUGCACCAGUCCGGCACUCUGCCCCUGCUGGUGGAGGCCAUCCUAUCCAUCUCCAUCGGCUGCGUAUCUGUCCGCUCCACCAAACUGCAGAGACCUCUGGACAGCUACCAGAAGGAGGAGGAUAUCGAUAUGGAUAGUUACCAGGAGGAGGACCUGAACUGUGUGCGUGAGCGCUGGUCGGAGGCCCUCAUCAAGCGCAGGGAGUACCUGGAUGACCAGAUCAAGAGGAUCAUCAACAAGCACGAGAAAUCAGAGGAGGACAUUGAGCGGGAGGCGCGGCUGGUGGAGCAGUGGGUGGGGCUGACGGAGGAGAGGAAUGCCGUGCUGGUGCCAGCCCCUGGCAGUGGCAUCCCCGGAGCCCCGGCGCACUGGACACCCUGUGCCGGGAUGGAGCCACACAUUCCUGUACUCUUCCUGGACCUCAACGCAGGCGAUCUGACGGUGAAUGGUCAGCUGAGUGGCCCCCCCACUGCUGGGGUGAACUCCAUCCUGCCCAAAGAGCAUGGCAGCCCUUUCUUCUACCUCCCAAUUAUCCGGCACAGCGACGACGAGGUAUCUGCUGUCUGCUCCUGGGACUCGUCCAUCCAUGACUCUGUCCACCUGAACCGCGUCACUUCGCCCAACGAGCGCAUCUACCUGAUCGUCAAGGCGACGGUGCAGCUCAGCCACCCGGCCUCAGUGGAGCUGGUGCUGCGCAAGAGGAUCGCGGUCAACAUCUACAACAAGCAGAGCUUCACCCAGAGCCUGAAGAGGCGCAUGUCGCUGAAGAACGUGCUGUAUUCCUGCGGCGUGACCUACGAGAUCGUCUCCAACAUACCAAAGGCAUCAGAGGAGCCGGAGGAGAGGGAGACGCUGGCCUUGAUGGCGGCGCGCGGCGAGGCGGAGGGAGCGCAGGACGGGGAGACGUACAUCGAGAAAUAUACACGAGGGGUCUUGGAGGUGGAGAACAUCCUGAGUCUGGAGAGGCUGCGGCAGGCUGUCACCGUGAAGGAGGCCCUGGCAGCCAAAGGCAGACACAUGCGGCGCAGCGUCAGCACACCCAACGUCCAGAACGCCUCGUCCAGCAGGAUCGACCUGACCGCCUGCGACGAUGAGGAUUUCAAGGGACGCUGCGAGAGCCAGCUGGACUUUCCAGACACAUGUCUGCAGGAAGGGGCACUCUGCGGGACUGGCACCAAGGAAUCACCCCUGAAGAGCAAGGACAACCAAGGCUCAGUCCCGGAGAGCCCCACGCUUCCCUCCAGCCCCUUCAAGGCCCUCUCCUCCCAGCCGCCCAAAUUCCUCAAGGCCUUGAUGCCUCUGAAGGAAGAGAAUAAGGCCAAGAAGUCACUGGAGGCCCGGCCGCUGUUAGGCCAGGAGUUGCAGAGCAUGCGCCGUCUCGUGGAAAGCGCUGCGCCGGUCCCUCACUGCCCCCGGCGACGGCCCAGGGCGGAGAGUGAGGGCCGCAGCAGCAGGCAGCUCAGUCUCAGUAACACACACCAACACACCACUGAUUCCGAGGAGGAGACUGACGGGGACACGCCCUCUGGUCACCCGGCCCGCCUGGGAGUGGAUUUCUGCUUGCCAGAGUUCCAGCGAUUCCAGCCCUACGUGCCGGAGAGCUUUGCAGACUUCGAUGUGUACAACGCCAGCCUGGAGGGCUCGUCUGUGGCAGCGCCCCCUGGUGGUGGGGCCGGGGUGGCAGGCUGUGAGAAAGCGGUGUCGCGGAGCCCCACGGUCAGCAGCUGCACCAGCGGCUACUUCUCCCACAGCGGCUCCAAUGUGACGCUGUCCGACGCCGCCGCCUUCACCGCCAGUGACAGCCUGGACCAGCUGAGCGGACCCGGGCGUGACCUGCAGGACGAGCGCGCAUCACUCCACACCAAAAGUGCCUCGGGGGGAGACUGGCUGAGCACUGGCCACACGCCCCCACCCCACAGCCAGCGCCCCUCAGCCGCCCCGCCUCUCCCGUCCCCCACCAGCACAGGUGGCCCCCCAGACAUUCCCGGGGAGUGCAGUCUCAGCAUCAGCCAGGAGUUCACGGACUUCCAGGGCGCUGAAGAGGGUGCAGCCAUGGACAGCUGGCAGUCCGCAGCAGGCGGGAGCUCCGGGCACCACGCCGCCGGGACCGCGGUGCAGCGGCAGCUGCACAACGGCAAGGAGACUCGCGUGCGCCCGGCCUCUCCCACGUGCCACGUCGGGGCCGACCCGUUUGCGGACGAGCCUGGCCGGGCGGCGGCGUGGUCCAGCGGGGACGAAGGCUUGCCGGCCACCCAGCUCCCGGACUGGAUGGCCCCCGGGGAGCCGGUGUGGGUGGGCAAAAAGAGCGGCAUAGUGCACUAUGUGGGCGGGGUGGAGUUUGCCCCAGGCAUCUGGGUGGGCGUGGAGCUGGACCUCCCUGCUGGCAAGCACAACGGCACGGUGCAGGGCCGGGCGUACUUCCGCUGCCCGGCUGGCCGCGGCGUCUUCGUCAAGCCCUCCCGCCUGUCCCGCGACUCCCCUUCCACGUGUGACGGGGACGGCGGCGCGGCCUCCCGCUCACCCAGGCCCCGCGAAAAGCACCGCAGUGCCACCCUCCCCACCCGGCGAGCAGAGCAAAGGACAGGGGGCCGGCGGGGCUUUCGAGAAGGAGCUCAGAACCGCCGCACGUCCUGGAAUAGCUGAACAGCAGUGUUCCGGCGUCAUUCGCAUCCCCACCGCCAUUUUGCACUCCAGUGUAGUCGAGUCACAUGAUAUAUCUACUCAAUGUGUUUUUUCUUUUUCUUUUAAUUUUUUUAAACAGAUCUUAAUUUUAUAAAAAUGUAUUCAAGUAAAUCUGUUUGUUUGAAUAUGUUAAAUAGGAUGCAGCGGUUUUUUUAUUUUAAUCUUUGACACAUGCUCAGUUGUACACUGAGAGCUACACACAGACUGACGAGGGCUUCCACAGUUUUUUUUUUUCUUUUCUUUUUUCUUUGACACAAGUGUUACAGCUUCCUGCGAGAGAUUUUGAGUCAGAAACACAACAUCCUUUGAGGGGGAGGCGAUACUUCCUGAGCAAAUGGAACGUGCUGCUGUUUGCCUGUCAUUGCUGGUAGCCCGAGUCUUUGAAAGUUGUAUGAAUCACCAAAGACCUGAUGUCUCAUAUCUGCUGUCCCAUUGAUGACAAAGUUUGCGUGGUUGUGUGCGAGGCAUUGUCCAGUAUCUGUGUAUAAACACACACACACACACACACACACACACACACACAAGUUCAAAUCAUAACUUCUGAUCCAGCUUCAGUGAUGAAGCUCUUAGAUCCAGCUGACCACUGUGUGGCCGGUCACUAAUGAAUGCGCCUGAAGAGUUCUCACCAAAUCUGGUUUUCGUCUUAUCCCCCUGGAUCAUUACACACCAAACUUGAGAUGGCUGAUUUAGUCUGAUGGCUUCGUUGCCUUACAGCCCCGUCGCUACGGAAACACGAGGGGUUCUUGAUUGUUGCAUGGAUGUUCCCUGAAGCCACACUCAACCAUAUGUGGGCCAUGUCCAUCAUACGUGUCAAAGGUGAGGUGGUGAGGUGCUGUGGCUGAAAUGCCAUUCAGCUGCUACCGAGUGACAAACUAUGAUGUCAUCAUGAUGUCAUAAAGGUACUCAUGUCUAUAAAUUUAUAGUUGUGGGAUUUUGGCAAUUAUGUCUGUUGGAGAAGAGCAGUAUCGGGAAAUGUUUAUAAUGUCCACAUGAAUGGGUGUGUGUGUGUGCCUGUUUUAUAUUCAGAACUAUGUAAAAUCUUCUGCACUCUGCUUAAAACUAAUAUUUUUGGAUGAAUUAUUUUAGUGUAAAGACAUGUGGAACUGAGAAUGCAGAAGAAUGAUUGGUUGGCUUGGUGUAGCGUUUAACAAGUAGUUUGAAGGGAAAUGCCCUGUACCUUUAAAUAAGAGAGAGAAACUGCUUUGCUGGGUGAGGACUUGUAAAUAAGCCCUAUGGCAGUGUUUCCCAAUCAGGUCCUCAGAGAUGCACAGACAGUCCAUGUGGAGACUCUGGCAGGGAGCGAAAACGUGUCCCGUCAAUGGGCCUCCGAGAACCAUGUUGGGGAAACACUGCCCUAUCGCAAAAUAGUGUUUACUAUAUUAUAAUGUACAGAACUGUAAUUUAUAAGAUAUCAGUCAACUGUAUUUAAUUGAUGCAGAAGUCUUUUAGAAUACAGAACGUUUACAAUCCAAA